CUUUGUUACUGCUUGGGAACUGGGCUGGAGCUUUAGUGCAACUCCAGCAAGCACAAAGAUUGGUAAAAUUAAAUCAAAUUUAUGCCAGAAGUUGUAACUAGGGUUGAAGGAAAGGUAGAGGAAUGAAACAGCCAAGAGAAGUGUUGGGAUUAGGGCAGAAGGCAUCAAGGAAGACCCUUGUUUCCAGGAGGAAGGCAGGUACUUGGACCAUCUGUAACAUUGGGAGAGUUUAAGCUCACAAAUGAUCCUGGGUAAUACAGAGAGGACUCUUUCUGAUCUCUAGGGCUGGCAGGUGCUAACCUGGUGAGUUGCAGUUAAAUUCCAUUUUGUAAAGCAAUUUGGUUUGAUUGAUUUGUAUGUUUUAUAGCUUUACUCAGUCAAUAUUUGCACAAAAUUGAUGUAACAUUUUGCUUAGAUACUUCCUCUGAGGGUAAUUUAUUGUUAGGGGACUGUACUGGUGACUCUAGCAGGAUUUCAUCUGACUAGGAAUUUACUUCCAAGAGAUUUAGUACUAAAAAUAGAGUGUUCUACCCAUAAAGUAUGCCUCAGGGAACCUUUUCCACAAGUCACAGACUAAUUCAUGGCCCUGCAAGUGUUAAUUUGGUUGGUUGGCUGGGAAGAACACUGUGAUGGCAACAUGGUGGGUUUAAGUUGAACCUGAUAAACUAUGAAGUGUUUAUUCUGUGGUUUGAGUGAAAUCUGUCUUGAGGUUUUUUUUUGCUUCCAGAAAAGGAAUUCUGCUCCUGUUCUUCUGCUCCCCAGCCACGACUGUAGGCACAGCUCGGGGAUGGAGAAAUAAGACCUGUUCACAUGAGCUGUGCUUCUUACCCUCAGUGUAAAUACCCCUCUGCUAUUUUUACAGAGCUCUGGCCCAGGGAAAGAAUGUGGUAACAUCUGUGGGCUCUCCAGACAGGAAUAAACAUGUCAGCUCUGGAGCCAGGGAGGCAGCGGGAUCGUGCUGCUGUUUUUGGGUCACUCCUCGCUGCUGCUCUCAUUGUGACUGUCCACAGUGCCUGCGAUGCUCCGCCGCGUUUCCAAUCUGCAGAGCUCAAGGAGCAGUAUCGGGGCAUUUCCUCGUUUCCCCACAAAUCCAAGGUGGAAUAUGUCUGUCGUCCAGGCUAUCUGAGAAACAAUUAUGUCAGUAAUGCCCUUGUUUGUGGAUGGAACGGGAGGUGGUCCAAGCCGGGGGAAAUGUGUACACCCAAGUCUUGCACCUACCCUGAGGAGCCACUCAAUGGCAGACUCGUCGUAGGAGAAGGGCUCAGUUUUGGUUCUUCAGUGAACUUCACCUGCAACACUGGGUACAGACUGAUUGGAGAUUCUCAGAUUAAUUGUGUGAUUAAAAAUGAGCAUGUUACGUGGGACAGAGAUAUUCCCAUCUGUGAGGCGAUACCAUGUGAACCCCCUCCAGAAAUAGCUGAUGGGGAGCACACUGGGGUUGACAAGGAGCUCUUUGUGUUCGGAGAUUCCGUCACGUACCGGUGCCGCAGCAUCUGGAGGGCAGAGAGACCUCUAUCCCUGGUGGGAGAAGCCUCUAUUCAGUGCACAACCACGGACAAUGUCAAUGGUGUGUGGAGCAGUCCAGCCCCAGAAUGCAAAGUGGUGACCUGUGAGCCCCCAAGGGUGGCGAAUGGGAAGCUGGUGAGCCUGUACAGGUCUGAGUACACCUACGGAGACACCGUCCUGUUCGACUGUAACUUUCGCUACACCCUGAACGGCAGCUACACCUCCACGUGCAAGGACAACAACCUGUGGGACCCCCCACUGCCCCUCUGCCAGCUCACUAGCUGUGAUUACCCUCCUGAUGUGUAUAACGCUGAUAAAACCAAACCUGCUGGCGAUCUGUUCCCCGUGGACACCGUGGUCACCUACGAGUGCUGGCAGGGCCACAGGUUCAGCACGGGAGAAACCACGUGGAACAUCCAGUGCCGGCCGAACUUCGUGUGGAGUGAAAUUCCUCCACCGUGUGAAAGAGUUCGUUGCCCAGAUCCAUACCUCCUGAACAGACAGCUCACAGGGGACAGGAGAGACGAUUACCUGUACGGACACACAGUGGAAGUUGCGUGCAGAGAGGGGUUUACCUUGAAAGGUCAUGGCAGCAGAAUCACACUUUGGUGUACGAGUGAUGGCAGAUGGGAUCCAGAGCCACCAGAGUGCGUUCCAGAUCCUCGUUGCCCAAAGCCAGACAUUCUUCACGGAGUAGAGGUUCAUAAAAGCAAAAGUGACUACACAGUGGGGACCCAAGUGAAGCUGGCUUGUGAGGAGGGCUUUUUCCUCCGGGGCCGGGACUUCAUCGAGUGUCAGGCCAAUGCAACCUGGGCUCCUACCUUGCCCUUUUGUGACAAAGUCUGUACCCCGCCUCCAGAGAUCUCCAAUGGGCAGCACACUGGCCUGGGUGGUAAGGGGUUCUUCUAUGGCACCAAUGUGACCUACACCUGUGAAAGGGGUCUGUCCCUCAUCGGGGACAAAUCCCUCCACUGCACCUCCGACGAUGGGGAGAACCUGACGUGGAGUGGACCUGCCCCGGAGUGCAGGGUGGUUCGCUGCCCCAAGCCCGUGGUGGAGAGGGGAAGGAUGUUUCCCCAGAGGUUCACCUUUCCCUACGGGGUGGCCCUGCAGUUCUCCUGCGAUGAAGGCUUUGAACUGAGGGGUGCCACAGAGAGUCAGUGCCAGGCUGAUGGCAGCUGGGACCCUCCUGUGCCCACCUGCCAGCCAGUUCUGUGUCCCCAACCACAAGUGGCCUAUGGAAGGCUGAAGAGCCCUUUGGAGGAUAAAACGUGGUACCAGAUCAAUGAGACUGUUACUUUGGGAUGUGCCCCUGGAUACCAGUUGUCAGACAAUGGGAACACGCCUUUAGAAGGCUCCUGGACAGCCACGUGCUUGCCUGAUGGCAACUGGACACCAUUGCCCAAGUGUAAGAAAGAAGGUGAUGCUGAUGUAUGUGAAGAGGUUCACUAUAUUAAAUCGCUCUAUGAAUGCGAGGUGCCUGUAGCAGAAGUGAAAGCUCUGCUGGAAAUACAAAAACUGUUUCUGGAGAUUAAAAAACUGGAGGUGGAACUAGAAAAGUAGAACAAGACUGGAGUCCUGUAAGGCACUUGUAACCAUCACGUUUCCUUCAGUGAACACAGAGUUUGUGCAGUCACAGUAUCAACAAAAAGGCUCUGGAUGGUUUUAUGGUUUGUUUGCGUACCUAGAGCCAGGAAAAUUAUCACCAGUAAAAAAAAAAGCGGUUGCUUUUAUCGUGCUGGAUGCCAGAGCAGGGAGUGGUUUUCACUCUUUACUUCAAAUCUGACAAGCUUGAUUUGCUCUUUAAUUAAUAUGCCGUUUAGCAUUUUAUAUUAGGAAGCAUAGCAAGAAAUUAAAUUGAGCUUUUUAAAAUCACUGUGUUAACUCUGAUAAGGUGAGAUAAGGGGGAGUGAGGUCCACAGAAGCUGAGAUGAGUGUCUAGAGGUUGUCCCUGAAGGUGGUUCUGCUGGAAUCUUCUGGCUGUGGUUUGUGCACACACACUGCACCCUCUGCAUUAGCUCACUGCUAGAAAUAGUGGUGUUCAACUACCUAAUCCACCUGAUUUCUAUUCAUCUAAUUAAUAAGGCAGUUUAUAAGCAGGGCAUUUGUAAGCACUUCUGUUAUCUUAUCCCUGGACUUAAAACAGGUUUCUUGCCUUGUGUUGGUGUCAUUUUCCACAUCCCUAUUUCCUGCACGUGAAUGCUAAGAAUAGAUGUGAUAAGUUCAAGUGCAGAGAAUCAGGCACCAAAGGUUGUUCCUGUUCCUCAAUAAACGCUGAUCACAUCG
This is a messenger RNA of Myiozetetes cayanensis, 3792 nucleotides long. Its product is annotated as complement component receptor 1-like protein. The coding region runs from base 922 to 3069 and encodes 715 amino acids. Lineage: Eukaryota; Metazoa; Chordata; Aves; Passeriformes; Tyrannidae. The transcript has 13 exons. The record is from RefSeq and is a predicted model, not a curated record.